UGAAGAUGGAACAUUAAAUGUUCAAAGCCUCUUAUAAACAUUGCAAUAAGGCUAAAGUUUUCUAGUUUAUUUUUAUGAGAAAAAGCAAAAGAUUGGUAGAGUUUUUGUUGCGUGAUGGUUCAUUUUUCAUGUGGGCGACCUGCAACUAAGAAUGUAUUGCAACAUUUUAGGUUAAAUUUGUUCUUUUAAGACGAGAGUCAAUUCCAAAAAUUUAAGCCUGUUGGCUUGUAAUUCACUAAGUUGCAAAACGUGGGUGUUUUUGUUACGUGAAACAUGAAAGCGACUGUAGAUGCGCAAUGAAUUCACAAAGGAAACAACCGCAACGAGUUUAAGCCGUUUUUGAGGUGUGCUGUUUUAUUAAAGACAAUCAUUUUGGCUUGCUCUUUCGGUUUUAUCUAUGAAGCAUUUGCUGCACUUUAUAUUUCUAGUACAUUCAAUGCGAAACUUGUGUGUUGGUCACAGGUGUAGUUGUUUGUUGCCAAACAUGGCCAGUCUUGCUAAUGGUUCAUUGGGCCUCUAAUGGAAACAGUAAUUUGGAAUUGAACUUCAAAGUGUUGCUCAAGUAGGUUCUAUUGAUUUCAGUGAAACCAACUGGUAAUUUACUGAUCCAGUGUAUUCCCACAAGCAGAAAGGGAGGAGGUUAUGUAGUGUAAACAUGUGACCUGCUGUAGUUGAUUCUCUUUAACGGGUAACUCAGAUGUAAAGGGGUUCGGUUCCUUUAUGCAUUAUAAUUAUUAAACUGAAAUGUUUACUUUGGCGGCAGUGACCUAACGUUUUUGAAUCAUGUAAAGUUGUGAUAAAAACAGAGCUCUUUUUGUCAUAUUUUCAUAAAAAUCAAGUCAACUAUCCGAUUUUUCGAUGAUCUCGAACGGUACCCGUAAACAUCGUGAAUAUAAUACCAGCUACAUUUUAGCAAGUGCGCGUCGUUAUUGUUCAAUGCGCGCUUAGGAAAGAGACGCAUGGAAGGAGUAAGCACAACGCCACGUUCACACGAACAACAUGGCGUUCGACUGCAAAGGAAACAAGCGAGGAAGAUGUUUGGUUUGCAUUGAAUGUGAGGAGUUCACUCCCUGGGCAAAGAAUGUUAGAUGUGCUUACUGUGACUGCCCGCCUACUAAGCAUCAGCAUUUUCCCGGUCAUGAGUUGCCAACAAAAGACAGGAGUGUUUCCACAGUUGAUGGAGUUCACGGAGACUUGCAAAGCCGGGAGGGUAGCAGGUUCAGUAACGUCUCUGAAAACAACUCGACCCAUCAGAUGCACUUAUCGCUGGUCAAUGAAGGUUCUAUAGAAAGUUUAAGCCAAGGCACAAGUACUGGGCAUGGAUCCUUGCACAAGCUUAGCAGCACUGCAACACACAUCAAAGAGGAAGAAAGCACUACAAAAGUUGUCUCAGUGACCCAUUUUCAUAAGUGCCCAGUUUGCAAAAAGAAGUUCAAGAAAAUAUCAAAUCUAAAAAGUCAUAUACUUUUACAUAAAGGGAAGUUGCAGUUUAAGUGUAAGAAAUGUUCACAUUUCUUUCAAACAUUGGAAGAGUUAUUGGGUCACAAGAAACAUCAUGAAAACGAAGAUCAAAGGCAAGGGAAAGCAAAUUCAUUGUCUAAGAUGCUAAACUCUGAAGAAAACCAUGGCAGAAAAAGAAAAAAUUUGGCGAAGAUGACAACCAUUGCACCAAAGCAAUCUUCUGUUCCAUCAUAUCCCCAAGGAAUUAACUUGUGGAAUGCUGCCAAUCAAAAUGCCUAUUUGAUGAGUCCACUUACUGGGGGUCUUUUCCCACAAGUAACCAUGCCUGCCCAGAUUCUUCAGAAUAAUUCCUUGAACCAUACAGGAAGAGGCUUUCAAGAAGUACAACAACAGAACACUACCCCUCCACAAGACCAAAUGGAUAAUCAUAAUAAUCAAAGUCAAAAAAUUCUUAACCUACUUCAUGGCCUAGACAAUAAAGCCAGUAGUUUAGCACAGAUUGAUAGAAAGCUUGAUUAUAUAAUUCAUGCAGUAAGCACACCAAGAGAGCCUGUCCAGGAAAGCCCAAGUUUUACAGUAGAAACAGACCAAGUAGCACGUUCAUUGGAGCAAAUAACAGCACAAAUAGAAGAUCCUACACAGCAGUCGCGCUUGCUUACAGAGCCAAUUUCAGAGCCAGUAACAUUUAAACGGGGCAGCCUACUUCCAGGUCAACAAAUACCUGAUGCAGUGGUUGAUGAGGCAUUCAGAUCUAGUGUUUCAAGGAGAAAUCUGGCAAAAAAUCUUGUUUUUAUAGUUUUUAGUGCAGAUGAGCUGAGAGGUAGAAACUGCUCUGGCAAAGUUUAUGGGAAAGGCCUUCCAAAAGAAAGACUGAAUCAACUCAAAUUGCAUGCUGUCAAGAUGGCCACAUUUAGAAAAUAUCCUUGCAACCCUUCAGAAAUGGAUAUUAUCUGGCAAAGAGAAUGCAUUAAAGCAAUUGACAAGGCUAUACGAAGUAGAGCAUUACACAACAAAUUGUAAAAAAUAUUUAUCUGAUGAAGGUAAAGUAGUAGCAUAGGUGUUUAAAACCAAAAUCUUAUUUCAGUCAUCAAUAUAAAUUCAUACAUUGUGGAUAUGAUUUAUUAAGAAAAGCAGUGAUUACUUGAAGUCAAAAACUUCUUACAAGAAAA
Rhopilema esculentum is the source of this 2630-nucleotide messenger RNA. RefSeq lists its product as uncharacterized. Gene Ontology annotation, molecular function: DNA binding. NCBI's taxonomy places the organism in Eukaryota, Metazoa, Cnidaria, Scyphozoa, Rhizostomeae, Rhizostomatidae. The record is from RefSeq and is a predicted model, not a curated record.